UCAGCCAGAACGUUUACUGGCGGUAGACUAUCACACAGGUGUGUCGAACCGCGACGUGGUUUCGCCAGUGUCCGGACGCACGUGAAUUGCUAAAGGUCGUGUCUCAAAGCUGUCUUCUCCGCUGUAAGACGCCUUGUGAGGAGAAGCUCGCCUCUGUGAUUCCCUUCGAAAGCGUCGCCAUGGCAAUGGGGACACCCCUUGGCCGCUCAGAUGGAGAUAAGGAAAGUGAAACAAGUCCACUCUGUCCAGACCGACAACAUGAGGUGGAAGGAGCCUCCGUGACAUCGCUCUCAGAGCAUGAACCAACCACCAACUGCCAAACAAUGAUGCACCUGCUCAAGGGGAACAUUGGUACGGGUGUACUAGCCAUGCCUAGUGCUUUGGCAAAUGCAGGAAUCCUUGUCGGCUCUAUCGGCAUUGUUUUAGUGGGAAUUAUUUGUAUCCACUGCAUGCACAUAUUGGUGAAAUGCAACCACAUACUGUCCAAAAAGGCUGGGUGUAGAACAUUAGACUUUGCUGGGGUGGUACAGUACUCCUUCAGGUUUGGACCACGCUGCCUACGACGGUUUGCCAACGGUGCGAGAGCAACUGUGAACUGUUUUCUACUGCUGACCCAGUUUGGAUUUUGCUGCGUCUACUUUGUAUUUGUUGCAACUAGUCUGAAAGAGGUGCUUCAUGGUCAAGGCAUUGAGAUGAGCGUGUAUGUCUACCUGGCCAUCCUGCUGCCUGCCAUGGUUCUGUACAACUUCAUUCGGAGCCUUCGAAUGCUGUCUGUGGCAUCCACAAUUGCUAACCUGCUGCAGAUCACAGGAAUGGUGCUCAUCUUCUACAACCUGCUCCAGGACAUGCCGAGCAUCAGCGAGCGGCCCUUACACUUGGGUGUGAGCCGCCUGCCCCUGUACUUUGGCACCGUCAUCUAUGCCUUUGAGGGCAUAGGCAUUGUGCUGCCUUUGGAAAACGAAAUGAAAAGCCCUCAGGACUUCGGAGGUGUGUCUGGUGUGCUGAACACGGGCAUGGUCAUCGUGGUGUGCUUGUACACAGCUAUCGGCUUCUUUGGUUACCUAAAGUAUGGCGAACAUGUUGCUGGAAGCAUCACCCUCAAUUUCCCACCUACACCGUUGAACGAAGUGAUCCGGCUCAUAUUUGCAGUCUCCAUCUUUCUCUCAUACGCUCUGCAAAUGUAUGUGCCCGUCCAAAUCAUCUGGCCUUCCAUAGUAAAGCGGUUUUCCCUUGACCAAGGAAAGCAUUCACCACGGGUCGUGAUGGUCUUCGAAUUCCUGCUACGCACUGCUCUGGUUACCAUGACCUUUGUGCUAGCCGUUGCGGUACCCAGGCUGGAUCUCUUCAUCCCACUGGUUGGUGCAUUGGCAAGCAGCAGCCUGGCACUCAUCUUGCCUCCCUUAUUAGAGCUCUUCACGAUGUGGGAGGGUGACCAGGGUAAACUCCUGUGGAGCUGGCUAUGGGUCAAGAACAUCUUCAUCUCGGUACUUGGAGUGCUGGGAUUUGUGACCGGGACAUUUGUUACAGUCACAGAAAUUGUUAACACCUUUUCGAGUCCACCCAGCAGCCCGUCGUGAUUACAUAGUGCUCCCGCUGUGAGUACGCUUUGUGCCUGUGCAUGGCGUGGGGAUGUAGGAGGAUUUGUUAUGGGGUCUCCUGUUCGACCGUGGCUGAAGUUUGUGCUCAACUGCCCUAAAGUAUCAAAGUGGGGUGCAGCUGUUACAUUUUCUGUAUGAAAGUUUGGAAAAAGCUUUUCAUGCUUAACUAGACAUAAGCAAUCUGGUCCAGCUCAUCCUGGCUGUUAAAGCUGUGUAUGUACUUAUGCAAGUGUGCCUUAUUGUUCUGCAUAGGCAUUUUUCAAAUUCGAAUUAUGGGGAUGGGUACUAGUCUGGAGACUGUGCACCAAUAGACGUGCAUAUACGUAUGUAUGAUAUAUAACAGCAGUUAGAGAAAGCAUAUUGGUAAGGCUUCAACUAAACCAAGUUAGUCAUGAAAAGCUUUUUUUUGCAGUUUAUACAUGCCAUUAAAUUGGUGUUUACAAUGUACUUCUACACAGUUACAGGAAAUGCUAGUGCGUGUGAAAGGUGUAAACCACACAUACACUUCUCUAGGAGAGUUUGCAGUUUCUUGUGUCAUGGUGUCUGGCUGACAUUGGUCUUUGGUGCUUAAAAUUAUUGACUACUAAUGCUGGUGAUUCAAUCCUGUGUUGAUAGAGCAUUGAGUUGAGCCUUGGCACUGCUUGAAUUUAGAACGUAAUGAAAUUAGUGUGCUCACAUUGUUGUGUACAAGCAUUCUGCUAGAAGUUCGCAGUUAAGCAGGUAAUGAACGCAACAGAACACUGCAUGAUUUUACCAGCUUUAGAAUUGAAGCUUAAGUUUCUGGAGCAACAUCUUUCUAUAAACACUCUUUGAUCUAGCAAUGUCAAGCAGGAAGGACACUCUUUUGAGUACAGGAAGGGGACACUCUUUUGAGUGUGCUCACAAAGGACUGGCAUUUGUUCUUGACAUCGGGAUAGAGGGGACUACCUGUAGGUGCCAGUGGGAUGUAUUUAUUGAGCCUUAGGGAGGAGCUUUCUUAUUUGUGAUGUGCUUGCGAUUUUUUAAGACUCAUGCUACCUUAGGCCAUGUUCAUCAUUCUCAUUUCAUUUGUAAACAGUUACCUGAUCAAAUAAUGAACCUGCCUUGUCAGGGGCUGCAGAAAGUGCUGAGAAUUAGCAGUAAUUGUGCACUUCUUCAUGUGUUGUUUAUUUAAAGCAGUUAUCAUUGUAACCAAAUGAUUCUCCUGCCUACAGUGCCAGUGUGAGCUGAGCACUUGGCAGCAGUUGUCGUGCAUGCUGAGAUUCUCAUGCUGUAUCUCCAAAGUCCUCUGUCAAAGACUUUUGAUAGUGUGUUUGGGGCUUCCAGUCACAUUCCAUUAAUCUGUCCACUUUUCGUUUCAUUCGUUUCAAGCCAAGUCCCUCAGUCUAGCAGCCUGUGGCUUCCACUGGCUCUCACAAUGCAAUAGUUGGGCUGCUUGGAAGCCAUUUUGUCAUGUGGGCCUUUCUAAACAAUAUAGAGGUUGCUUAGAUUCAUGAAUUUCACCUCACAGUUUUUAAUCGUGUGCCCUGAUCACUCACUGCGUGUGCCACACCACUAAGGUCAUCGAGCAAUGCACCUCAGUUACUGAAGUGCUUAAUAUCGUCAUUUUGGCGUGUGCUUCGUGAUUGCUCAAGAGAUUUUUUUUGCACCUUUAACGUGGCAUUACAGUGAAUUGUGCGAGCAUUUUUCUUGCUUCUUGUACAGCCUAUUGUUUCACAUCUUGUUUGGUUGUUUUCUUGUUGUUUCUCAUACAGCUUCAUGUUUUUGCGCUCAAGCUACUGCUUGCUGUGUACCGCCGGUAUAAGGUGUACUCUUCAGAGAUAUGAUAUUGAGUGCUUGCUUCCUCUGGGCCUUUGCAUUGUUCUAGUCUGGCGAUUUCGGCUGCUUCUAGGAGAAGGUGCUUCCAUGAACGUUCUGUGUGUUACCAUGUAUGUGUAAAUAAGGAUUUGCCUCCACCACAACCUGCAAGUGCCUUCAGUGAGCGAACCUUUAUAUAUCUUUUCAGUGCAUUGUUGCACUGUACCUGUGAUAACUUGUAGACUCCUUUUUAUUUUUUUCCAAUGAGAACUGAAACCUAUGUGCCUUAGAUUAAUGACCACACUCUUUGGACAAAACAGUCGCCAUCAACAGCUUCGACAACUGGAAUAUUUAAAUCAGUCUUCCAUUUCAUGUGCACUUGCAUGUUCAAAUAAUUUUCUCAAUGCGAUUGUGCGUAGAGUGCCCGAGAUGGUAAUUGUUGUUUAGUGUCAGAAUGCUUAACUGUGUGCCUUAACAUGUUUCUCUACAUUUAUUGAUAAAACUGCACAAGACUAGCAGGCACCCUUUACAUGAGCAAGUAUUUCUUUGAACAUGUGAUGCUUUGUCAGUAACUUUAGUCUUGACUCGGAAUCAGUAUUGGCUGUCCUGUAUAGCUUGGCUGAUUUGUAGCUGCAUCAAAAUGAGGCAUGAUCAGUGUCUUCUGAUAGAUGCUGGCAUAACCAACAGCAUAGUUAGCCCUUUUGCUGUCUCUUUAGUACUAGAGUGUGGCUCUUUUUGUCAUAUGGGGACCAUUUUUCUUCCCUUUUUAUGGUGAAGCUUGAAUACACGUUUAGAUUUACAUGUAUAUACUUUGUUAUGCACCCUUGUAUAUAGUAUACAACUGCAUGUAUUAUACACCGAUGUAUUGUCAUUUGUAGUAAUAUUAAAGUAUAAGUAAAUGUAAACAUUACAUAUUGAAUUGAUUGCUUCAUUUUCUUGGUGAAGAAAAUGCAUUGCCUUAUAUUAAGAAGAUGUGACGUAUUUUUAUGACCAUAUGAUUGAUUCGUUAUUGACUGGUGUGCUGGGCAGUUAUCUUACUUGUGUACAGACAGGUGUAAUGAAACUGCCUUAAGGCUCACUAUUCGUAAAGACAUUUACAGAGUAGAAAUUUACAUGGAACAGUUGGCAUAUUGUAUGCAAUGUUGCUCUCUUCCUUUCCCCUUUGGCUUCCGAAUCACUGUAAAUAAAGAUUUGUUGGCAUUA
Messenger RNA from Dermacentor albipictus, 4577 nucleotides. RefSeq names its product proton-coupled amino acid transporter 1-like. Gene Ontology annotation, molecular function: L-amino acid transmembrane transporter activity. The record is from RefSeq and is a predicted model, not a curated record. NCBI's taxonomy places the organism in Eukaryota, Metazoa, Arthropoda, Arachnida, Ixodida, Ixodidae. Gene Ontology annotation, biological process: amino acid transmembrane transport.